AGCAUACAGUGCGCCUGCGCAUGUACAUCUUUAUCAUACACUUCCAAUUGAUGUUUAUUAGCGUCAAUUGUGUUUACAUAUGAUAAGCAGUAUUCAUUUAACAAACUGUCAUAUUCAGUAUAAUUUCAGACUUUGUGUUGAAAAGAACAUCUUUUUAAACUAAGAGCUUCAAUUUUCAAUAUAUUGAAUUGAAAACUGUUCGUAAAAAAAACAGGAAACGCGAUGACGGUGUUAAAUUCUUUACUUGCAGUGCUGAUAGUGUUAAUUUCACUGAUUUACUGGUACAUCAAAAGAUCGUUUUCAUACUGGUCAUCGAGAGGAGUUCCACAUAAUAAGCCAACAAUACCGCACGGCAGUAUGAAAGGCCUAGGUAAAACCGUGAGUUUCGUUCAUUUCACGCAGAACUACUACAUGAAGUUCAGAGGAACAUCAAAACUGUGUGGAUUGUACUUCUUCACACGACCCAUUGCAUUGCUAUUGGAUUUGGAUUUGAUCAAAACUAUUUUAGUCAAAGAAUUUGCCAAAUUCAGUGAUCGUAGUUUCUAUUACAAUGACAAAGAUGAUCCGCUCUCGGGUCAUCUUGUGGCAUUAGACGGUGUAAAGUGGAAGAACGUUCGCCAAAAAUUGACAUCAACAUUUUCGUCGAGUAAAAUGAAAUAUAUGUUUCCAACAAUUACUGCUGUUGGUGAUCGCCUUACGAAUUAUUUAAAUGAAACAAUCAAAGAGAGCAGCGAAUUGGAAAUGAAGAAUAUUCUAGCUCGAUUCACCAUGGACGUUAUUGGUACGUGUGCAUUUGGGAUUGAAUGUGACACACUGAAAGAUAUCGAUAAUGAUUUCUAUCGAAUGGGCCGGAUGGCAAUACAAAAGCCAAGACACAAUCAACGUAUCGCAUUUUUACUCAAUGACUUCAAGAGGUUGGCACGGUUUUUGAGGAUAAAAACCAUACGAGAUGAUGUGACGGCCUUUUUUAUGGGUGUUACCAUAAGUACUAUUGAUUAUCGUGAAAAAAAUAACAUUCAACGAAAUGAUUUCAUGGAUUUGCUGAUAAAAUUGAAAAAUGAAGACAGUCAAGGUGAUUUUACCAAAGGACUGACCGUCAAUCAAAUCGCAGCACAGUCGUUUUUAUUCUUUGUCGCUGGAUAUGAAACAUCAUCAACAACGAUGCUCUUCGCUCUUUAUGAACUGGCUUUGAAUCAGGAAGUUCAAUCGAAAUUACGCCGGGAAAUUCAAAAUGCACUGAAGAAACACGGCAAUUUUAGCUACGAGAUGAUGAUGGAUAUUCCGUAUCUCGAUCAAACGAUUCAAGAAACACUGCGUAAAUACCCUCCAUUUACAACGCUACGACGUAUGGCUCAAAAUGAUUUCAAAGUUCCAGGCACGAAUAUAGUGAUUGAAAAAGGUGUAUCGGUCGUGGUGCCCGUGUACGCCAUUCAACGUGAUCCCGAACUAUUCCCGGAGCCAGAAAAAUUCUCACCAGAAAGAUUCACUCCGGAGCAAGUAAAGAAUCGUCAUCCAAUGGCUUGGUUGGCAUUUGGUGAAGGUCCUCGAAAUUGUAUUGCACUUCGUUUUGGCAUGAUGCAAACGCGUAUCGGGUUAAUCACCUUACUAACUAAAUUCGAAUUUUCACCUUGCGAAAAAACAUUGAUUCCGAUGGUGUUUUCAUCCAGUCCGAUUGUCUUAUCGCCCAAAGAUGGUCUUUAUCUCGCAAUCAAACCGAUAACUACCGAAUAAGUCAAACAAAUAUCCUAAAAAUAGAGUCUUGAUAAACGCAAAAAAGAUUGAUUGUAUAUCUUAUCAAAAGACGUCGCAUUUAAAGUUCACACAUAAUUUAAUCUAGAUCAUUGUUUACAAUUGAUUAUUUCCUUAAUUUGAAAUAAAUAUGCGGUAAAAUCAGAAUGAGGUUUCACGUUUUAUAUAAAAGAAAAAAUAAAAUAAAUUAUUCUACCUA
Messenger RNA from Sitodiplosis mosellana (orange wheat blossom midge), 1948 nucleotides. Its product is annotated as cytochrome P450 6A1-like. The transcript is spliced from 2 exons. Gene Ontology annotation, molecular function: heme binding; monooxygenase activity; iron ion binding. The coding region runs from base 223 to 1731 and encodes 502 amino acids. Lineage: Eukaryota; Metazoa; Arthropoda; Insecta; Diptera; Cecidomyiidae. The record is from RefSeq and is a predicted model, not a curated record.